GCUGUCAUCGUCUCUCGGUUCCUCCGUUGAGUUGUGUAAAUAUUUUCAAGAUGGACGGUCGCGUAUUUCCGUGGCUCUGCUGCUACUGGCGAAUGCAAAUCUAAAUUCUAGUGUUUUUUAUGUGUGUGAUGUGGUUUUUUAAUUGAUGUUCUGCCGAGAAGAACUCAGUGAAGUGUUUUUUAAACGAGAAUCGAAACAAAACUUGCGUGAAUUUUGUCGUGUUGAACCGAAGUAGGUAGGUGUGAAUGUCCGCGAUUGACAACCAUCAUCAUCAAAGAAAAAAUUGCCGCAGUGUUCCUACGCAACAAGGGGAAAAUUCGGCUGUAAAAUUUGGAUUUUCACUGGUGGACGGAAAUCAAUUCAAUUCAAAGCCAUCCAAUUGGGUGAUGUUCGUAGAAGUGUGACGAAUUUAUCGGAUUGCAUUCUGUUCUUUUUCUGUGAUCAAUAUUCUACAAUGCCCAGUCCUAAUUCUUGCUCUGUUUGGUGAAUUUUCGUGAAAAACAAAGGCAGUUCCUUCGGAACAGAUGUUUGUGAAGAAGAAAUUAAAACGGAUGAGUGCUCUGAGAAGUGGAAUUUAAAAUUAACACCCAAUCAUCGCGAAAGAAAUGGCCCCAGUGGUGUUCGAUCGGUUGCAAAUCUCGCCCGGGGUAUAAGCCGAGAACGGCAGUCACCGAGUGAAAGUGGAGAAAAGUUUCAGUUUCACACAUUCAGCCACAGAACGUUUCUACUUCUGAUACGAGUGGAACUUGGGGCCGGAAAAUAGGUGUGUGCUGCUAGAGUGCGUAUUGUGGGGAAAAUUUUCACUCUGCGGAUGGAUGCGAUGGAUGUUUCUCCUGCUCGGUAAAAAUAGACGCCCCACGAGAGGUGAAGUGGCGCAGUGAAGUGAAGUGAGCGAGGAGCGGCAGGAAAUUCUGGCCUUUCUGGUGCGUGUUGAUUGCUGGAUGAUUGGGGAAGCAUUGUUGGGAGCUAAGCUAAGCUGUCUUUCCGAUUUGCAGCGACUUAUACUCGGGAACUAACCCGUAUUCUACUAGUUUAGUGAGUUUGGGGAGCUGAAAGGAAAUUUUCACUUUGGGUGCGCCUCUGGGUGGAAGUUGUGAUACGCAGUAAAGCCAAGAUUUUCGGAUUAGAUCGGAACCUGCAUGUUGGUGUGAUCGUCUUGUUAGUUUUGUAGCGAAGAGUCAAGUGGCAACCAGCGGGAGAACAUACAAAUCUACAAGAAUUGGAGAAGUGCAAUUGAUUGGAGCAAUAAAAGACCGAACCGGCAGCAAUGAUGUGUCACUUGAGCCCGAGCAGUGACACAAACCCAGCCGGAAAUCCAGAUGACUGGCCGGCUGUCGUUUAGAAAGCUACACCCAUUCCAAACCACAAUCUUCCUGCAAAGUCUUUCGCCGGUUAAGGGAGGCUACCCCCAUUUCCAUAGUCUCAAGCCGUAUCAGUAGUGCAGCGUGAAAAUGAUGAGUCACUCCAGCAAACACACUUCUGCUGCGUCGUCGACAACUAGUGGUGUAACAUUGGCCGCCAACAACCAGGAACCCGUCCUUGUCGCCAAAAUGUCUGAAAAAGUUCGCACCGUCAGUGACAGCGAGUCGGAAAUCAACUACGAUUUGUUCAGCACCAGUGUAACGUCGGAUGGCGGCGGAGCUGGCUUAUCGUCGGUGAUGAACACAUCGCAAAUUUCCAAUACUUCCACCGAUUCGACGCACAUCAAGAGUGCCAACCUGACGCGGUCGCAGAACAUCGGAGGGUCCUGUCGGUUUCCCAAGCUAGAAGAAUGCGCCCACUUCCAUUACGAGCGGGUUCAGCUGGGCAAGCUGUCCAUUCGGUUGGUGUCGGACGAGAAGACCGAUUCCCAGCUGCAAGGACAAAGCGGCCAGUCUUCCCUGCUGACGAGCACCGACCUUAGUAGUUCGCAAACCAGUAACGCUCCCAAUGGGGUCACCAAUCUGCUGGGCGGGAAAAAUAAUUGGUUCAUUCUCCGGAUUACUGCUGGCCGGUCGGAUUCGUUCCUGAUAAAGCGAUCCUUCGAGAACAUGCGCUUCCUAGAUGAGAUGCUGCACCGGUGUGUGUACGAUCGACGGGUGAGUGAGUUGGAAGAUUUGAAAGAGAUGGACAUCUCGGACAAGGCUGAUGACGAACUGGAGACAAUCGUCGGAGUUUACUUGAAUCGGCUAUCAGCGAUUGCUUCCGAUGCCAUGACAUGUGGCCCAGUAUUGACAUGGCUGCAGAUCGAUAAUAAGGGCAGGCGGUUACCGGUAGCUGAUGAGGAGACUAUGAAAAGUAUCAACACUCCGGCCGUUGGAGCAGCCUACGGUGUGCGAAGGUAUGUUGCGCAAGCAUGUGACGAGAUUUCGAUCGAGGUCGGAGAUAUGAUUUCCGUUAUCGAUAUGCCCAGCCCUGCAGAGUCAAUCUGGUGGCGUGGAAAGAAAAGUCAUCUGCAAAAGAACCAAUACGAAGUAGGAUUCUUUCCACAAAGCUGCGUAGCCACAAUUGGAGAUAAAGUUCCCCGGCACAUGCCUUUCCCAGCUCCUCUGGUUGGUUCCCUAGCUGUGUCGCCGACCAAACCGGUUCUAAGGAAACAUGGCAAACUAAUAGCGUUCUUCCGAAGCUUUAUCCUAUCGCGGCCUUCCCGGCGAAGACUGAAACAGAGUGGUAUCUACAAAGAGCGUGUGUUUUCCUGUGAUCUUGGCGAGCAUUUGCUCAACAGUGGACAAGACAUUCCAAUGGUCCUGAAAUGUUGUGCUGAAUUCAUCGAAGAGUACGGAAUUGUGGAUGGAAUUUACCGACUAUCGGGCAUUACCUCCAAUAUACAGAAACUUAGACGUGCCUUCGACGAAGAACGGAUCCCGGAUCUAACGCACCCGGAGAUCAAACAGGACAUUCAUGCUGUGAGUUCCUUACUGAAAAUGUACUUCCGAGAACUGCCAAAUCCGCUUUGUACAUACCAGCUGUACGAUCACUUUGUAGACGCCAUCCAGACUCGUCUCGAUGCUCCAACCGAUCUCAAACUCCGCCUGAUCCGGCAAACUGUUCAGAAGCUGCCACCUCCGCACUACCGAACGCUGAAGUAUCUAGCAACGCAUCUGUUGAAAAUCUCCCGGCAUUCGACUAGUACAGGUAUGACUGAGCGAAACAUAGCAAUCGUGUGGGCUCCAAAUCUUCUUCGGUCGCCUGCUCUGGAAUCGGGAGGAGUUGCGGCGCUUCGCGGCGUAGGAGUUCAAGCCGUAGUCACCGAGUAUCUAAUUAGCAACUGUGAACAGAUAUUCGACGACAGUGGGGAUGAUUUUGGCAGUCACUACAUUGAAUCCCAACCCAAUUCUCUGAGCGAUUCCAACAGUUUGCAGAUUCAUAGUGGUUUGGAUCAGGAUCUGUCACUGUCGAUGGAACGGCCGAAGAGUUUAAGCGUCGGAGGCGCUAAAUUGCUCAGUCUGGAGGAAGCUCGCAUCCGUCGGAACUGCAUGGAAAAUUCCGAGAAGACAAUUCCAAUCAAUAUAAUAAAUCCAUCGACGCACAUUGGUUCAUACAUCGAAGUUGGAGGUGGGCCAUCCAGUCUACCUGAUAAGUACCACACGGUACUACCAGUCCCGAGCUGGAAUAAGCGAAAAUCCCAUUCGUCGUGGAAGUCUAUUUUUACGCGGCAACCACGGCAAUCGAACAGCAAUCAGGAUAUAAAGGAGUAUAGCAAUCCAACUACGCCAACCAACAAGGAACCACCUGUGAUUGUGACCAAUGGGCGAACGUUGAAUGAGGAACGAUCUGCGAAGCUUGACCAGAACGGCGCCAUUAAGGAAAGCAACAGUGGUUUGCUUCAAGAUAAGAUGACCAAGAGUGUUGAUAUAUUUGAUGGAAAAUCGCUUACCAUCGAGUCGUGCGCCCGGUCCAAUUCAGUCGACAGUUUACGAACUACUGGUCACAGUCGAUCGGUUUCACAUGAUUCGUACUUCGAUCUGCUACAGUCACCUCUGAGAGGGGGUGUAGUGACAUGUCCCAGUCGGGAACUGUCUGAACUGGGAUUGAACUUUGAUCGCGAGGAGCCAGAAAUGAGGAUUUUCUCCGAGAGCGAGAGCUUAGUUAGUAGUCCUAAGGUGGCUAAAGAGUCUAUUCGACGUACGCUGAGAGCCAGGCCCGAAGAGUAUACCAGUGGAGGAAAUAGUGUGAAUCCUAGUCCCAAGAAGCAGCCUCGGUUGAAUAUUCAGAGUCCGCAGGAUCCCAACAAGCCUCAAUGGAUGGUAGCAUCAACCGGGUCAGGCUCCCUCAACCCAGAUGAAAGUCUUUGCAAACGCUACAAGCUGGAAGAUCAGUUGAGUGAUAUCCAGUUCAUUGAUUGCAACACUCCGGAGCAUAACGUUUCUAGCGGAGGAUCUUCACUAAAUAGUAACACGAUUUUCACAAGUGCUCAAGUACACAAACCCCCACUGCCAGAGGACUCCGAUGAUGAACAUGAACUGAUUGGAAUUAGGAAUUCCUAUCCGGGACCGCAGUAUAGCUAUGUGAAGUACGAUUCACCCAUCAAAGAGACCCGGUUCAGCUAUCCGGGAAUGAGUGCCAAAAAUAAGGAGAGCAGCAAUGUUUCAAAAGAGCAAGAGAUGAGUGUGGAUGAGCAUCAAACCCAUGUGCACAAAAAUGGAUCAUCAUUGUAUGAGAGUUUCAUUAUGUCCAACCAAGCGUCGUCAAAGCCGCCAAAGUACCCAGGUCGUUACAGCUACUACCAAGCCGAAUCUGGUGUAACCGGAAGCAACGACGAAGGAAGGGAUGAUGAUCUACAGGUCGUUCCCAGAAGUUGUUCGGAGAAUGUGAUAAGGAAAAGUGAAACUCAUAAGAGUAAGCUGAGUGUGAUGACACCGCAGUCACCUGUACAAAGUCCAUGCUACUCGUUGCUGGUGGGAUCGACGACGAGCUCCGAUAAUAGUAGCAAUAUGACCACACCUGUGUAUGACAUGGAUGUGGCGUCCGUUAUUGGUCAGCAGCAGCAACUAGAGCAACAGCCAUUAGAGAAAACCAAAGAUGAUAUUGAACCACGAGAUAUUAAAGCACUAAAGCGUGAGCUGUCGUUGGAUCUUAGCGAAGACGGGGCCAAAAACGGCUCGGGAAAACAGUUGACAACGAAGAAAAAUUCUUCCCCAAAUACUCCCUCUCAUUUUGCAUCAGACAAUACGACCAAUACGACUACAACUACCACUAGUCAAUCGAUGACGCCAAGUGAGUUUUGCUAUCAGAAUCUAAAUCCAGAAUUAUCUCCAGGAGAGCUUGCAACUUUCGCACAAAAGGUUGUACCAGGUAACAAGCCGGGUACUCCUAUCAAAGCGACCAUCAACAUAACGUAUAACGUGAGAUCUCCUGUUAGAAAAGAGCAAGAAGAUAGUAUCUUCAGAUCGUCACCAACGAACUCCUGUGAUUCAGUCACUCCCACGUCUUCGAAAAAGAUGGAACAGGUAAAAUCAUCUGAUACUGAAUUGCUAGAGGAAGAAGAAUACCAACGCGAGCGAAGAAGUAUUUAUGAAAAUGUCCUAGUAACAGAACCUGAACCACAGGCUGGCAAAGACACUAAAAGACUUUUGGAGACUAAUUUCGAUGAAACAAUGGUGUACGAACAGGUCAAAUUUUAUAAAAAUGCCGUGUCGCAAGUGAAUGAAUUGUUGGGUGGAGAAACUGAGGGAACUCAGAAAUUGCUCACAGAUAAGUUAUCACCCCCUAAGUUGGUGGAUCUCUCAAUUAGCGAGGAUGAAGCGAAAGUACCUGAAACAGACUCAUUAGAGCAAAGAUCAAAAGUCAAGCUGAAAAUCAAAGAAGAUGAAGAGGAGGAGGAAGAUGAGGAAGAAAAUACAGAUGGUAUCAAUAACAACAAACGAGACUCCCGAGUCGGUACGGAUUCUUCGCAAUCAGAGAUCAAGGAGAAAGUGGAUUUUGCCAUGACUAGUAAGAGCGAAGAAGAAAGCGACGAUGUCCCCAUGUCAGACGUUAACGAUGAUAGUCUGGAAUUUGACAAUACGGAUGUGUCUUUGUAUGAAAACGUCGAGCUUCGGAAAAAGCCGUUCGCUCCUGUCUAUGAAAAUAUGAUUCCAGGUCCAAUAGUACCAGCCACAUCAACGCUCAAAUCUAUAACAGACGACGAAUUUUCUUCUUUUUGUGCAGAUCGUAGCGAUUUGGACAACGAGAUGGAAUAUCGGAUCGAAAUUCCCCCCAAGAUCGAACUAAAACCAACCAUUAACAACAUCAGCGUGAAAAUGUUGGCCACGAAGUUCGAAACUAGUCCUGUAGAUGUUAAUCCACCAUUUGACUUCCAUCACCAAUCAAAAAUAAAUAACAACCGAGGGAGCACAGGUCCUGUUGUAACAAUUCGUAACAAAUCAGCAAAGGACUAUCAAAAUCUCACCAACAUCACGCGAAGUUUAGACGAGAAUGCGUUUGUCCGGGAAUUUGGCAGUGCUCGAAAGUUAGAAAGCUUCAACAAAAGCAUCCAACAGAUCCCGGAAGUCGAUAAUAUUCUCAACGAGAAUAAUCCGAAUAGACGCAAGUCGUUAGAUUUUACUAGACCAAAGAGCCUGAAUCCACCGAAGAAACUCCCCACGUUGGUAAGAGAAGGCAUUGAAAAUCAUAAAGACGCUGCACACACGCCGCACGACUGCUGCCGCCAGCAACAUCAACAGCAAAAGGCUUCACCGCCUUCGGAUCUUAAACUGGACCUGUCGACCAAGAUCGAAGACACCAAAGAAGCCCGAGCCUACAACGUUCGUAUCACACCGACCACUGAAAACCGAAUCUCACUAGUUCAAUACAACUAUGAUAACCGGCUCAACCGUAAAGAUAAUCAACAGCAGCAACACGAGGAAGAUCGCAACAGUAUAACGAGCAUUUCUAGUCUGAAGAUGUUGGGCAGCUGUAAACUGGAUCGAAGUCGAAUCGAGAAAAUCAAAGAAGAACGUCGCCAUCAACUUAGCGAAAAGUACCGGUCGGAAUCCUUCAAAGGUGAACGUGGUGACUACAGCAAACUGAAGUCCAAAUCCAAAUCAGAACUACGAGAUCUUCAAGAUUCGGACACGAUUGACCCUGGCAAAAAGUACGACUCGCUACGUUUUCGGUCCAAGUCUCGCGUCGAACUAUCCGAUCAGCCAUAUAACCUUGACCACAAUCUGUCCACAGCCGUCUCGUUGAACACUGUGGCUUCGUCGAUGAUGAUCCCCGCAGGCCGUACGCGUCGAAUAAGCGACGAAAAGAAUCAAAACGAUUGUAUUGCUUCGUCUUCCCCGCCCCGCACUGGAAGCAGCAACAUUCCACCCGAUGCCAGCAUAUCGCAGGUUUGUGAUAGCAAAUUUGAGCUGAAAACUCGCCAAAAGUUCGACAAACGGGGAAGCACCAGCAGCGUGACGGAUUAUCCGGUGACGGUACCGAUGGGUGGGAUCCGGGAGCGGGACAGUUUCAACGGUGGAUCGACCAAGAACUUUGUUCGUAACGGUUCCAGCGGAGCACAGCGUGAUCGAUUUUCUCCGCAAAUUUCCAUCAAGGACGUCGCUGCCAUGUUUGAGUCGCGGUCGCAGAACCAAUCGUAAUUUGAAACGCGUUCUUCGCUUCUGCCCUAUGGAUCACACUGUGGGAAGCCUGCGCCCUUCCGUGAUGAAUUGUUGGAAACGUUCAGUUUUUGGAAUCAUGUGUAACUCUAGACCUAACUACGCCUUCGUGUUCUAUUUGACCAAAAUUUAUGCAUUGCAAAUAAAAAUGACUGUUUGUUUUAAAAUUUGUAUGAAAGUAGAAAAACUAUGACAAGAAUCAAACACAGCUGGAAAAAAAAUCGCAUUGAUAUUAACAAUUUCUUACAAGAAGCUAUUACCUACAGCUAAUUAUGCUACGCUGUCUCUAUUGUACGAAUAACCGAAACUACGUAGAUCAAUACAACUCACAUAUAAACGUACACAAACUUAUCUAGUUUAUUUAUAAAGCAAAACACUUACUCAAAAUUUAUGAGAACAUAUUUUUUGUAAAUGAAAAAAAAUGACUAAAAAUGAAUAAGUAGAGACUCGACAAGAACAAACAAAGUAGCUAUAAUAUUUGUAAAACAAACUGCUUCUACUACUGCAAAAAGGGAAACAAAAAGUUGCAUUUAUGCACAACUCACUUACCGAAGCUGUAUUGUAUAACGAUACAGUUUUCCUACACACUAGCUCUUGUUAGGAACUAUCAAAAGCUCUUUAUAACUUCCAAAAUCUUCUUGUUCGAAGCUAUGUUUGAUGAUUCAAACAUGAACAGGACGCUAAACUAAAAAAAAAGCAACUGUAAGGAUAGAGGUCGAAUUGAUAGAAUAUACUUAUAUACAAACAAAGAAAACUAAGGAUAUUAAACAAGUAGAAGUUUGAGAUCUGACAAUUCUUAGAAGAAAACGUCAAAAGUGUAAAUUAUAUUUGCUGAGUUGAAGAAUGAGUUCAAUUAGUAGAUGAUUUGUAGAUGCCGUGACUAACGAUAUUUGUUUUGUAUUGUACAUAUGAAAUUUUGAGUCUAAGAGGGAUAGAAAGUUGCUUACAUCACAUCUUUUUAUUAGGUAGAUUUAUGUUCAUCGUUUUUUUUUUUUAUGAAUGUUAGCUUUGUAAAACAGUUUGGCUUCGUUUACAAAACGGAUUGUAAUUAUCCAUUCUGAUACUGUUUUGUUUAGUUUUUGUUUAACGAUUCGACCAGCGAGAAUAAAUUUGUUUUGUUUUAGAGAAUCUUGUUUCAGCCUGAAUGGAGUGGUUAACGUGAGAAAAUUUAAGCAGAAUUGCAGGAGAUAUUUUACAAUAUGAGCACGAACAGAUUUCAGAAAACGAAUUGCAGCCAAAACUUCAAAUAAUGUAAACCGAGUUGAUACACCGAUUCAGACAAUAAAUCAAUGGCAAAUUGCAAAUAAACGUAAAUCGAUAGACACAUUUUUCAAUGAAAGCUUCACAAUAGUUUCUGCUGUAAAUUGAUUUAUCCAACGACUUUCGCUCCACACUAGCAUUGAACCUUUUUUGUAAAUAUACAUUCAUUUUACAAUCCAUUGAUUCAAAUGAUCGAAUAUGUAAAACAUGCGGACGAAUGUUAGAUUCUUUGUAAAUAUAUCGAUUGCGUAAAAUACUUCAUUACUGAUAGGAUAGUGAAAUGUCACACAAGAAACUGAAAAUGCAAAUGUUGCAUUGCAUUGACUACGAAAAAGAAAGGAUUAUAAAACUCUGAACACAUGCUAAUCGCUAAAUAACACACAGUCAAAAGUCACAUAGAAUCUUACUAACUUGGUAUUAACAUGAACGCUUUGAUAUUGAAGACAGCAGAGCAGCAACUAUAGGAAUAUUCAGAACUUGAAAUGCAUCUUUUUUUGCUAAGCACACACUAUCCGAUCUAUGAACAAAAAAAUGUUCCAACACUAAACAACACUGUAAUGGGAAUAAUGAAGAAGGCAACUGAAUACAAAUAAAUUCUUUCCUUGAAAAUACGUUGAA
This is a messenger RNA of Aedes aegypti (yellow fever mosquito), 9440 nucleotides long. RefSeq names its product GTPase-activating protein CdGAPr (gene CdGAPr). Lineage: Eukaryota; Metazoa; Arthropoda; Insecta; Diptera; Culicidae. The transcript has 8 exons. The record is from RefSeq and is a predicted model, not a curated record. The coding region runs from base 1452 to 7544 and encodes 2030 amino acids. Gene Ontology annotation, molecular function: GTPase activator activity; protein binding. Gene Ontology annotation, biological process: small GTPase-mediated signal transduction.